Messenger RNA from Dentiscutata erythropus, 255 nucleotides. The record is from the annotation of a GenBank genome assembly. Lineage: Eukaryota; Fungi; Glomeromycota; Glomeromycetes; Diversisporales; Gigasporaceae.
AUAUUAAAAGAAAUAAAUGAUAAAAAUGUAAAGAUUGAAGAUUUGAAACAUGAUGAGGGUGAUAUUUCGAAAAAGAUUAUCAAUCAACUAAAAGAUAAACCUUUGGCAAAAGAUCUGUUCGACGAAUUACACAAAAAAUGUAAUGAAAAAUACACAGAAUUAAUCGCAAAUAAUGCAGAAGAAUUAGCAGAAGAAUUAAAAAAACAAAUCAAUGAAGAGAAAAGCUCAAAAAAUCUUGAGAAUAUCAAGAAAAAU